AUGCCUUCCCUCCGGCCCACUUCCGUUCGUACCCGACUCCCGCUGCCCUUGGUUUCUUCCUCCGCUGGCGCACUCCGCUCUCUAUCCGUCUCCCAGCGUGCUUCGUUUGCUUCUUCCUCCUCCUCCUCCUCCUCCUCCUCCUCCGCCCCCUUCUUGCGCCUCUCUUCUGGUCUGCCAAAACCGCCAUCCUCCUCCCUCCUCGCCAGCUCCACCCAGAGAGCCUUCCCAGCGGCGAUCCUCCCUUCAACCUCACAGACACGCAAAAUGACAGGCUCCCGCCGGAAGAUCAAGGUGAAGAACCCUGUGGUGGAAUUGGAUGGCGAUGAGAUGACAAGGAUUAUUUGGCAAGAUAUCAAGGAUAAAUUUAUACACCCAUAUCUUGAUAUCGACCUCAAGUAUUAUGAUCUGGGCUUAGAAUACCGUGACCAGACCAACGACCAAGUCACCAUUGACUCCGCAGAGGCUAUCAAGAAAUACGGGGUAGGCGUCAAGUGCGCUACUAUUACCCCAGACGAGGCCAGAGUCGAAGAAUUUAAGCUGAAGCAGAUGUGGCUAUCUCCAAAUGGGACUAUCAGAAACAUCCUAGGCGGAACCGUUUUCCGUGAACCGAUUGUGAUUCCUCGCAUUCCCCGACUCGUACCCGGCUGGAAGAAACCAAUUAUCAUCGGUCGACAUGCAUUUGGAGACCAAUACCGGGCCAAGGACCUCGUCGUCCCCGGACCAGGCACCCUCGAGCUCGUCUACACGCCGAAAGGCGGCCAGCCCGAGCAUAUUAAGGUCUUCGAUUUCGAGGGCGGCGGAGUUGCCAUGAGUCAAUACAACACAGAUGAUUCCAUCGCCGGCUUCGCGCAUGCCAGCUUCAAACUGGCCCUCUUAAAAGAAAUGCCCCUGUAUAUGAGCACCAAAAAUACUAUUCUGAAGAAAUACGACGGGAGGUUCAAGGAUAUCUUCCAGGAGAUCUUUGAGGCGAACUACAAGAAGGACUUCGAUGCCAAGGGCAUCUGGUACGAACAUAGACUUAUCGAUGACAUGGUCGCGCAGAUGAUCAAGAGCGAUGGCGGUUUUGUCAUCGCCAUGAAGAACUACGAUGGCGACGUCCAAUCCGACAUUGUUGCCCAAGGCUUCGGCUCCCUCGGCCUGAUGACCUCCACCCUCACAACUCCUGACGGCAAGGCAUUCGAAUCCGAAGCCGCCCACGGCACCGUCACCCGCCACUAUCGCGAAUACCAAAAGGGCAACGAAACCUCCACCAACCCCAUCGCGUCCAUCUUCGCCUGGACCCGCGGCCUCAUCCGCCGCGGCCAGCUCGACAACACCCCCGACGUCGUCGUGUGGGCGGAGCAGCUGGAGCGCGCGUGCAUCGACGUCGUCGACGAGGACGGGGUCAUGACCAAGGACCUGGCGCUAGCGUGCGGGCGCAAGGAUCGCGCGGCGUGGGUGACGACGCGAGAGUAUCUAGAAGCGGUAGAGAGGCGGUUGCAGAAGAAUCUGGCGAAUGCGAAGUUGUAAAUUUUUUUAUUUUCUCUCUCUUCACAUAUAUUUCUCUGAUUUCUGAUCGAUUGGUGUUUUUUUUAUUCCUCUUUCUAUCUUCUUUUUGCUUCGUUCUCCGUCCCUUCUUUCUUUAUUUUUUCAAACCCCCGUUUACUUGCGGGAAUUGGAUAGAGCCAGUUGAUGAUGUUCUGUUUUGGUAGCAGGUAGCAGGUUAUAUAUAUACACGUGGGAUCUAUGAAAUGAGCCCUAACACCACG
Molecule: messenger RNA, 1748 nt
Organism: Histoplasma capsulatum G186AR
Lineage: Eukaryota; Fungi; Ascomycota; Eurotiomycetes; Onygenales; Ajellomycetaceae
Product: isocitrate dehydrogenase
Exons: 8
Coding region: 1-1509 (502 amino acids)
Biological process (GO): isocitrate metabolic process
Cellular component (GO): mitochondrion
Molecular function (GO): NAD binding; magnesium ion binding; isocitrate dehydrogenase (NADP+) activity
Source: RefSeq, a predicted model, not a curated record